Molecule: messenger RNA, 1011 nt
Organism: Closterium sp. Naga37s-1
Lineage: Eukaryota; Viridiplantae; Streptophyta; Zygnematophyceae; Desmidiales; Closteriaceae
Source: the annotation of a GenBank genome assembly
AUGGACCGCCGGAACUCCGCCGGAGCUGCGCGGGGGGGAGAUGAAUCACGCCCCUCCCCUCCCACACCCCCGCCGCAAUCCCACGCGGCGCCUCCGCGUUCACUCGUCGAGCGUCACACCCCACGCGCGUCGACACGUGAAUUGAUUUUCCCUCCCGUUUCCCCCUUUCUUCCGCGUGUCCAUUCCCCCCAGGACGAGCUCGUCACGUGCGUUCUCCAGCAUCUCGCGGCGCGAGCGCGCUCCCCCGCGGACCUGGUCAACGCGUGGCUGACGUGUCGCCGCGUGUGCGCGCUAGGCGUCGAGCCGCACGUGCUGAGACGCGCGUCGCCCGCCGCCAUGGCGGUGUCGGCGCCGUCCUGGUCGGACGGCGCGCAUCGGUUCCUCAAGCGUUGCGCCUCGGCGGGCAACCUCGACGCCUGCUACUCGCUCGGCAUGAUUCAGUUCUACUGUCUCGAGGACCGCCGCGGCGGCGCGACGCUGCUCGCGCGCGCCGCGCUCGGCGGGCACGCGCACGCGCUGCACUCGCUCUCCGUGAUCCACUUCAACGGCAGCAGCGGGACGCGCCUCGACCGCGACCUGCUCGCGGGCGUGCUGCUGUGCGCGAAGGCCGCGGCGCAAGGCCACGUGGAGGCGCUUCGGGAGCUAGGGCAUUGCCUGCAGGAUGGGUAUGGGGUUCCGCGGAACCUCCAAGUCGCACUCAUAGGGCCUGGCGCCGCUAUUCCUCUUGCAAACUUCACUGCGACAGAUGUCAACCUCACCGUAUCUGGUGGAAAUUUCACAACCAGCCCGGAAGGGAACUUCACCUUCACUCCUCAAAACGCCUCAGUUUUGUUUGGUCGAGUUACGGGGAAAUAUUUCGGUGAAGAUGUGGACCUGAAGAACGUCUACGUGGACAUCCCCAGCAAUCAAAUCACAGAUGUCGCUGGCCAGAUAUCUGGAACUAAUACUUCUCUUCUGCUGAUGGCUGACUCAGACCCUAUUGUCCGAAUUAGGCUGGUUCUGGCCUCCUAG